AAUCUUUUUAUUACCAAUUAUAGAUGCAUGAUCUAAACUGCAUGAUUUAAAUUCACACUUACUUAAAUAAUAAUUAUUGUAAAUAUAAUAUGAAAUUGUUGAAGCCGGAUUGGGUUAAUCACAAUGGAAAAGCCAUUUUUGCAGUUGAUAUUCAUCCUGAUGGAAGGAGAUUUGCAACUGGAGGUCAAGGUGAAGACACCGGCAUGAUUGUGAUAUGGAAUAUGCCACCUGUUGUAAGUGAAAAACACGAAGUUAACGAAAAUGUUCCCAAGAUGUUGUGUCAAAUGGAUGAACAUACAGCCUGUGUUAAUUGUCUUCGAUGGUCAAAUAGUGGAAAGUUUUUAGCAUCUGGUGGUGAUGAUAAAAUAAUCAUGCUUUGGGGAUUAUCUAGAGCAAGUGGUUCUACCGUCUUUGGCACUGGCGGUGUAGUAGUAAACAUUGAGAAUUGGAAAUGUGCUCAUAUACUACGUGGACACUCAGGAGAUAUUCUGGAUAUUGCUUGGUCACCUGAUGAUAGUUACAUUGCAACGGGUAGUGUUGAUAACACUAUUAUUGUUUGGAAUGCACAAAAGUUUCCAGAAAUUGUCCACACCAUUAAGGAACAUCAUGGAUUAGUAAAAGGGGUUACAUUUGAUCCAGUCGGUAAAUAUUUAGCAUCACAAUCAGAUGAUAAAAGCUUAUGUAUUUGGAACACAAGUGAUUGGAAACUUGAAAAGAAGAUCACUGAACCAUUUUUAGAAUCAAGUGGCACUACUCAUGCGUUACGGUUAAACUGGUCGCCCGAUGGCCAUUAUGUAGUUUCUGCUCAUGCUAUGAAUAAUGGCGGGCCUGUGGCGAAGAUUGUUGAAAGAAAUGGCUGGAAAACUCGCAUGGAUUUUGUUGGCCAUAGAAAAGCAAUUACUUGUGUAAGGUUUAAUGACCGAUUAUUCUCUGGUAAAAAUGAAGCAUCAAAACCUCAAUAUGUAUGUUGUGCUGUUGGAAGCCGAGAUAGAUCUCUGUCAGUCUGGAUAACAUCUUUACAACGUCCACUUGUAGUGAUCCAUGAAUUAUUUGAAAAUUCCGUUAUGGACAUAUCUUGGAGUCAAUGUGGUUACUUUCUUAUUGCAUGUUCUUUGGAUGGAACAGUAGCAUACAUGGAUUUCAGCCAGGAAGAAUUGGGGAAAGUAAUGUCACCUGAGGAUAAAUACAUUUAUCAUAAGAAAACUUACGGUACGAGCAUUAAAACUUCGAAAUCUCUCAUUUUAUCAUCUGUCGUGGAGAAUCCUGAAUUUUUGAAACAUCAACAACAACAGCAACACGAAGAGCAUGUAAAGAAAACCGAACUUCUUCAGCAGAAAUUUAUGUCAUCUGCUGCAGCAAUUUCUCCAGGUGGUAAAUUUGCAAGCACUCCUUUCAAAGCAGGAGAUGGCAAGCAUUCUGGUGGGUUGAUAAGUACAAGCAGUAACGACAAAUUUCAAUUUGAUCAAAUACUGAAGAAACAAAAAGAAUGCAAGACUGCUGAUGGAAAGAGACGAAUUGUUCCCAUGAUGCUGGAAGCUCCGCCUGAAUUCGGCGUUCCAUCAGACCAAGCGUGCGGUGCAGACAAUGAAGCUUUAGUUGAUUUUAAUGCAGAGUCAAAUAAAUCCCUAAUCAGCCAGGAACAGAAUAUCUUGUCAACACCAGCGAAACAGCUUAUGUUUAGCUCCCCAUUGAAAGACAAUACCAUUAAGACCCAAGCUACUACUAGUGGAUCUUCCACCACCACCACCACCACAACAACAACAACGGCUAACUUAGCUGUUAAAAGAAAAGCAGAUGUCACCGAUACUCCACCAACGAAAAAACAAAAGAAGAAGAAGAAUAAAGAGGGCGAUAAAAUGUCAAAAAAUGAUCUUUUAAAUACACCACUCAAAACUCAAAAUAAUGCAAAUGUUGGUGAAACUGAACAGCAGAGAAUGAACUCACUCAUCCAGAUUCCAUUUCCUGAACCAGAGCAAAGAUUAUGUUUGCAGGUAAAUUUAUCCUCAUCGAAACAAAGCGAUACAACUGCUAGACUUGAGGUUGAGAAUGAUUUAGAAGCAUCAGGUACUGCGUUCCAUUACUUGCGAUGUGUUGUUGAAGAUAAUUUAUCUUGGGAGACGUGUCUAUCAAACCCGAUAAAUGCAAUUGCAGCUAAUACAUUGAUCGUAUGUGCUUCGUGCAGAAAUAACACAGUGCAUUGCUUCUCAACAAAAGGAAGAAGGUUGCUUCCACCACUUGUAGUCAAUGGACAUGUGUCACAGUUACAAUGUCACGGGCGUCACGUGAUGGUGUUGACGUCAACAGGAAAUAUCAGUGUUUGGGACAUGAAGAAUCUGAAAGCUGUUAUUCGUAGCGAAUCAUUAAUUCCAAUAUUAAAAGAUGCAAAUCAAUCGAUAUCGCAUUCGUUCGUGAACGAGAACGGUUUUCCAGUGGUCACGUUAUCAAAUCAUUCUGUAUACAUGUUUGAUCAAAGUCUGGCUUCAUGGGUGCUGUUAGCAGGCGCUUGUGACAGUCUGCAGUUGUCAGCAGAUCUGGGAUCCUGCUCAACAGGUGCCCAACCUAAAGGACCGCUUCAUUCAGUUCAAGCUCCUCUCAGCAGAAUGUCGAAGCAGAUGAUUCGUGGUCUUCGUUUAAAUCCAACGAAACAACAAACAAACACAUUUUCUUACUUGGAGUCUCAAGUUUGUGCAGCGUUAUCGAUAAACUCACCUGAGGAAUAUCACUUUUGGUUGAUGACAUAUGCACGAUAUAUUGUUCAAUCAAACGAAGAAAGUCGACUUCGUGAACUGUGUGAAGAUUUGUUAGGUCCUGUAAUAUUCACAAAGAAAGCGAGUAGCUGGCAACCUAAAAUACUGUGUUACGACAAGCGAGAUUUGUUAAAGGAUAUGUUACCAAUACUUGCUUCAAAUUUACGUUUUCAACGAUUUUAUUCGGAGUUUCAACAACAACUCGAGACGCUAACAAAACGAUAACCAUGGAUUGUGGCUAUUCGAUGUUGCAAAACUCGUUACCCUGGAGAUAAAUAACAAGAAAGAGCCUCAUUUGGAAAACCUGACAUUUCAUGCGUGACACGUAUUUAAAAUCAAUUAUUUAUACGCACAAGGUUCAUCUCAAAAACUAUAAACGAAAAACUCAUUUUUUUACUGGAAUAUUGAUAUAUGCAAGCUUUAUGUAAUAUUUAUUUUUUGAAAACAUUGCAAACGUCAUGUCCAUCAA
Messenger RNA from Hydractinia symbiolongicarpus, 3216 nucleotides. Its product is annotated as protein HIRA-like. The transcript is spliced from 30 exons. Gene Ontology annotation, biological process: chromatin remodeling; regulation of DNA-templated transcription; DNA-templated transcription. Gene Ontology annotation, cellular component: HIR complex; nucleus. The record is from RefSeq and is a predicted model, not a curated record. Bases 90 to 2972 code for a protein of 960 amino acids. NCBI's taxonomy places the organism in Eukaryota, Metazoa, Cnidaria, Hydrozoa, Anthoathecata, Hydractiniidae. Gene Ontology annotation, molecular function: nucleosome binding; protein binding.